AUGGCUACUACAAGAGCCACUUUUGUAAACUGUAUAUGCAUGACAUGCUUGUAUAUCCUGAUUAUUUCACUACAACACUGCAAGUCAACUGAUAUAUUGACUAAAGUAAGUCCAAUCUCAUUACAGCAGACUCUUGUCUCUUCCAAUCAAGUCUUUGAGCUAGGGUUCUUCAGUCCAAGUAAUUCAAGUAACCGAUAUCUCGGUAUAUGGUUCAAAAAUAUUCUCCCAAGAAAAUUUAUAUGGGUUGCAAACAGACAAAAUCCAAUCUCAGUUUCCGACACCAAUCCCACCCUCACAAUUGGCAACAAUGGGAACCUGAGAAUCCUAGAUGAUGACCAAAAGACUGUUUGGUCAACAAGCAUAAAAGUCCAGUCAAACGAAACAAUCGCAAAGCUUACAGACACAGGAUGUUUUGCUCUUAACGAUACCAUCUCAGGGUUGACUUUGUGGGAAAGUUUUGACUAUCCUGGUAACACUCUAUUACCAGGCAUGAGAGUUGGGACGAAUGGGAAAACACAAGGGAAAGAUUUGUUGACAUCAUGGAAAAGUGAUAAUGAUCCAACACUUGGAGAUUUUGUAGUUGGGCUUUCGGAAGAGCAGCCACCACAGGCUUUCACAUGGCGUGGUUCAAAACCGUAUUGGAGAAGUGGGCCAUGGGAUGGAGGAAAGUUUAUAGGGAUACCAGAGCUUGAGGCUGGCUACUCGAAUCUAAUGACUCUCAUGCCUGAGAACUCACAAGGAGGAGCAUACAUCAGCAUUAACAUUCAUAGCUCAUCAGAUAUCAGAUGGCUUUAUUUAAGAGAUAAUGGUGUGUUGGAGUUGAAUUCCUUGGAUGAUGUUCGUAACAUAUGGGAGUUUAGGUGGGAAGCACCUGCGAAUCCUUGUGAUGUUUAUGGAGUUUGUGGUGUUUUUUCAAUUUGUACAAACAAGACUCGUAUUUGUGAGUGCUUAAAAGGGUUUGUACCACAGUCAAAAGAUGAAUGGAGUAUAAGUAAUUGGACUAGGGGUUGUGUGAGACGAAAUGAACUUUUGUGUGAGAAGAAUGAAAGUAUUUUGGCUUCUGGAAAAAGUAAACCGGAUAAGUUUCAGGUGGUAAGUGGGAUCAAGCUCCCAGAUUAUUAUCAAUACUUUCCUUACAUGGAUACGGAUGAUUGCAAGAGCUUGUGUUUGGGUAACUGUUCUUGUAAGGCGUAUGCUUUUGUGGAAGGGAUAAACUGCAUGAUUUGGGAACAAGAGCUUAUUGAUAUCGAGAAGUUUUCAUUUGGUGGGGAGAAUCUUUUCUUGCGCCUUGCCUUUGAGGAAUCAGGUGAAGAAACAAAAGGAGCAGCAGUAGCAGUUGCCAUCAGUAUCUCAGCCAUAGGUGGUGUACUUGCCUUAGGUGGUUUCAUAUUGUGUUUAUACAAGUGGAAAAAAAAUAAAAAGGGAAAGAAAACAAAGUUGAAUCACUUAAGUUCGGAGGAUCAUAUUGUCUUAAAGGAUACGCUACAAGAAGAUGAGCUUAGCAAGGAGUCUUAUGAAUUGCCUAUAUAUAAGUUCCAACAAAUAAUAGCUGCCACCGAAAACUUUAGCUACAGAAACAAACUUGGUGAAGGAGGAUUCGGUGCUGUUUAUAAGGGAAUGUUAGAUAAUGGACAGCAGAUAGCAGUGAAAAGGCUGUCAGGUCAUUCUGGGCAAGGAUUUGAAGAGUUUAAGAAUGAAAUCGUGUUGAUUUCUAAGCUCCAACACAGGAAUCUUGUUAAACUUUUGGGUUGCUGCUUUGAAGGGAAAGAAAGAUCAUUGAUUUAUGAGUACAUGAUAAACAAAAGCUUGGACACCUUUCUAUUUGAUCCAAAGAAACGUAUGCAACUUGAUUGGGCGACUCGUUUCAACAUCAUUCAAGGAAUUGGUCGUGGACUUAUUUAUCUCCAUCGGGAUUCUAGUUUAAGGAUCAUACAUAGGGAUUUGAAAUGUAGCAAUAUUCUACUAGAUGACAAAAUGAAUCCCAAGAUAUCAGAUUUUGGAUUGGCACGUACUUUUCAAAUAACACAAGAGCUAGCAAAUACUCGCAGGAUUGUUGGAACAUAUGGCUAUAUGUCUCCUGAAUACGCCAUGAGAGGAGUAAUUUCAGAGAAAUCGGAUGUAUUUAGUUAUGGAGUAAUGCUAUUGGAGAUUAUAAGUGGUAAAAGGAAUACCGAAUUCAUACAUAACGAACAAAUCUAUCCACUCGAACACGCAUGGAAGUCAUGGAAUGAAGGGCAAGGAGUAGAAUUGAUCGAUGAGACAUUAGGAGUGUCAACAGAAGGUUUGAGAUGCAUACACGUGGGACUUCUUUGUGUUCAGGAUUUGGCUGAGGAUAGGCCAACAAUGACAGAAGCAGUGUCUAUGUUAUGCAGUGAAACUCAUCUCCCAGAGCCAAAAAUGCCAUUAUUUACUUUACAAAGGUUGUCUAGUACCAAUGGCAUUGGUCAGGAAUUCAAGAACAUGUGUUCUAGAAAUACAGUCACUCUAUCCAUGAUGGAAGGGCGAUAGCAAGUAAUUGAGCUAACAUAUCUAUUUGUUAUAUAUGUAUGAUUUGUAAUUAGCUGACUUGGCUCUCAAGC
This is a messenger RNA of Lactuca saligna, 2579 nucleotides long. The record is from the annotation of a GenBank genome assembly. NCBI's taxonomy places the organism in Eukaryota, Viridiplantae, Streptophyta, Magnoliopsida, Asterales, Asteraceae.